Messenger RNA from Pistacia vera, 692 nucleotides. RefSeq names its product CBL-interacting protein kinase 32-like. NCBI's taxonomy places the organism in Eukaryota, Viridiplantae, Streptophyta, Magnoliopsida, Sapindales, Anacardiaceae. Gene Ontology annotation, biological process: signal transduction. The transcript is spliced from 4 exons. The record is from RefSeq and is a predicted model, not a curated record. The annotation marks the transcript as partial.
UCAUUACUGAGUGUUUGGCUGCAGGGAUUUAAGAGAGAAACAAGGUUCACAUCUAAAUCUCCUGCUAACGAGAUAAUCAAUAAAAUAGAAGAAGCAGCUAAGCCUCUUGGUUUUGAUGUUCACAAAAAAAAUUACAAGAUGAGGCUUGAAAAUAUGAAAGCUGGGAGAAAAGGAAACCUUAACGUGGCCACUGAGAUAUUUCAAGUAGCGCCUUCCCUUCAUAUGGUUGAGGUGCGAAAAGCCAAGGGGGACACUUUGGAGUUUCAUAAGUUCUACAAAAACCUAUCGACAUGCCUUGAUGAUGUGGUGUGGAAAACUGAGGAAGAUAUGCAAGAGAUGAAGUAGAGUUUGAAGAGUGGUGAUUAGUCCUUCCUCUGAUGAUGCUUACCUUGUUAAAUGUUCCAUAAAGGCAUCUAUAUCUUCAUUCUUUUUCUCCAAUUCCUUUCUUUUUUUUUUUUUUUUUUUUGGGGGAGGGACCAUUUUUCUUUUUGUGUUAGAUUAGAGAACAUGGAUUCACCAAUUGUUUUCCGUGUUAUUGUUGUUGGAAAGCGUGGAUGAUUCCAAUAGAGAUGGAGUUGUUUUUCUUAUUAUCCCGGAUCUCAAUAACGAGAAAUUGUUAUUAUAAACACUUGUAUAUAUAUUAUGUAUAUAUACUUUUUAUAUAUUUGUGGGAAUGGCCCUAUUUCAACUCA